GUUUGACCCACAUCUGAGUGAAUGGGUCUCGUGCACCGCGGUCAGAACAGCUCGCGCGGCGUUGCCCCGGUGCCUGUACUGCUGUCCAGUCCAGAGCCAGUUGGCGGUGUUUUGCUUUCCCGCCAUGCCACACCGAACACUCCACCUGUUCCGUAAGGGUCUUCGUCUCCAUGACAACCCGACGCUGUUGGGGGCGCUGGAGUCGUCCUCCGUGGUGUUCCUGGUGUACGUGCUGGACCGGGCGUUUGAGGAGGAAGCGAUGCGGGUGGGCUUCCUGCAGUGGCGAUUCCUCCUGCAGAGCCUGCUGGACCUGCGAGGCCGCCUCAGCGCGGUGGGCUCGCGGCUGUAUGUGUUGCAGGGGUCCCACAGGGCCGUGCUGAGAGAGCUGGUGGUCCGCUGGAGGAUCACUCAGAUUAGCUUCGACUUGGAGACGGAGCCGCACCACGUGGCCCUGCAGCGGGAGCUCGGAGAGAUGGCCCAGGAGCUCGGACUGACCGUCCACACCUGCGUCGCACACACGCUGUACGACCCCAGGAGGAUUAUAGAUGCUAACGGUGGAGAAGCUCCUUUAACCUAUAAAAAAUUUCUGCGAGUUGUGUCAGUCAUCGGAGAGCCGGACAAACCGGUCAGGGACAUCACCGCUGAAGACUUUCAGCGGUGUUACAGUCCAGAGGAGGUGGAGUGUGAGCAGCACUGCAUCCCGUCUCUGUCUGAACUGGGUCUGGAUGGUUCUGACGAAGCUCAGGCUGAAGUUCUCUGGCCUGGAGGAGAAACUCACGCUCUGCAGAGGCUUCACAAACACCUGGAGAGUCAGGGCUGGGUGCAGAACUCGAAGCCUCAGGCGGUUCCAAACUCUCUGUGGCCGAACACAACAGGACUGAGUCCAUAUUUCAGCUUCGGCUGUCUGUCCGUCCGCACCUUCUACCACACACUCAGCAGAGUGUACGCACGGGCGAGGAACCACGCUCUGCCCCCGGUGGCUCUGCAGGGGCAGGUUCUGUGGAGGGAGUUCUUCUACACCGCUGCCGCACACACGCCCAACUUCACUAGGAUGGAGGGGAACCCCAUCUGUUUACAGAUCCGCUGGAACCACGACCCCGACGCUCUGCAGAAAUGGAGAACAGCUCAGACGGGUUUCCCCUGGAUUGAUGCCAUCAUGACCCAAUUGAGGCAGGAGGGCUGGAUCCACCACCUGUCCCGACACGCUGUGGCCUGUUUCCUCACCCGCGGAGACCUGUGGAUCAGCUGGGAGGAGGGCAUGAAGGUGUUUGAGGAGUACCUGCUGGACGCUGAUUACAGUGUAAAUGCGGGGAACUGGUUGUGGCUCUCCGCCAGCGCCUUCUUCCACCAGUACAACCGCAUAUUCUGCCCCGUUCGCUUCGGCCGCCGCACUGACCCUGAGGGACGCUACAUACGGAAGUACGUGCCUGUGCUGAAGAAUUUCCCCUCCAGGUUUAUCUAUGAGCCGUGGAGCGCUCCAGAGGAAGUGCAGCUGCAGGCCGGCUGCAUCAUCGGUGAGGAUUAUCCGUUUCCGAUGGUUUGCCAUGCAGAGGCGAGUGAGAGGAACUUGGCUCUGAUGAAGGAAGCCCGGAGCUGCCAGGAGAACACGGCCAAACUCACACGAGAUGUGGCGGAGGAGCCGGUGGACGUGCGCGUGAAGCGUGAGCUGGGUGAGGAGGACCAGCCCUCCAAACGCUUCAGCUCCGACCCUCAGAGCCGUCCCUGCAGCUGGGGGCAGGAAAACCCACGCCUGCCGGAGAUCACAGGACAGGCCAUGUAAAUACUGACCCUGACGCUGCAGCACCAAAGAGACCAGCGCCACCGACCCGAGACCAGCUGAACAGGACCUCCACAUGGACCACCACAGCCGCCGGAGCGGCAGAGAAACGGAUCCCAACAUACGAACUUCACUUCCGAGUCGUGAUGCUGUGCUGAACAGGUGAUCUGAGGAAUCGUGUUCAGGUGUGGAAACAAGCACUGCCCACUGGACAUCAUGCAGACAGCACACCCCAGUUUACUGUAACACACACUGACCAGCCACUUCAUCAUGACCACCUCCUUGUUUCUGUGGUCACUGUCCACUUUAUCAGCUCCA
This is a messenger RNA of Pygocentrus nattereri (red-bellied piranha), 2095 nucleotides long. RefSeq names its product cryptochrome circadian regulator 4 (gene cry4). The record is from RefSeq and is a predicted model, not a curated record. NCBI's taxonomy places the organism in Eukaryota, Metazoa, Chordata, Actinopteri, Characiformes, Serrasalmidae. The coding region runs from base 125 to 1780 and encodes 551 amino acids. Gene Ontology annotation, cellular component: nucleus; cytoplasm. Gene Ontology annotation, biological process: entrainment of circadian clock by photoperiod; circadian regulation of gene expression. The transcript has 11 exons. Gene Ontology annotation, molecular function: DNA binding; FAD binding.